Hevea brasiliensis (rubber tree) is the source of this 2050-nucleotide messenger RNA. RefSeq names its product B-type cell cycle switch protein ccs52A. The transcript has 10 exons. NCBI's taxonomy places the organism in Eukaryota, Viridiplantae, Streptophyta, Magnoliopsida, Malpighiales, Euphorbiaceae. The record is from RefSeq and is a predicted model, not a curated record. Gene Ontology annotation, biological process: positive regulation of ubiquitin protein ligase activity; positive regulation of anaphase-promoting complex-dependent catabolic process; anaphase-promoting complex-dependent catabolic process. Gene Ontology annotation, cellular component: anaphase-promoting complex. The coding region runs from base 156 to 1610 and encodes 484 amino acids. Gene Ontology annotation, molecular function: protein binding; anaphase-promoting complex binding; ubiquitin ligase activator activity.
CGAUUAUUUCCCGGGAAAAUCAAUAGCCUGAUACCGAACGGUCUCACAUAUUUCUACCCUCUACCCGCCAGCACCCAAACCCAAUCCCACCCGUCUUCUUCAACCUAACUCCUCUCUUUUUCUCUUUCUAGGGUUUCUCUGUUGUACAUUCCCCUAUGGAUGAUCCCAUGAUUUCACCAUUGACAGUCCAAUCAGCUCCUUCGUCACAGCUGAAUGUUCCUGCAAUAAUGCCACGCCCCUCUCUGAAUCUCGAAACCCAAGCUCCACCUGACCACGUGAACCGCUUGAUCAACUCCAGCCAUUAUAUCUCUCCGUCGAGAACAAUUUAUUCCGAUAGGUUUAUUCCCAGCAGAUCCAGCUCCAAUUUUAAUCUAUUCAACAUUUCGUCGUCUUCGCCGCCGUCAUCAACAAAUCUUCCGACGUCUGACGGAGGAAAGGACAGCUCCAGUGCCUACGCGGCACUACUACGUUCUGCUCUUUUCGGACCCCACACGCCGGAUAAAAGGGACUCGCCGGGACGCAAUAUUUUCCGGUUCAAGACGGAGACUAGACAGUCAAUGCACUCGCUCUCGCCUUUUGGGUUUGAAGACAAGAGACCUGGCGUUAGUCAUAGCCCGGUUAAGACUCCAAGGAAGGUUCCAAGAUCACCUUACAAGGUAUUGGAUGCACCCGCAUUGCAAGAUGAUUUUUAUUUGAAUUUGGUGGACUGGUCCUCACAUAAUGUACUCGCUGUGGGUUUGGGUAAUUGUGUGUACUUGUGGAAUGCUUGCAGUAGCAAGGUGACAAAAUUGUGUGAUUUGGGAAUUGACGAUAGCGUGUGUUCAGUAGGAUGGGCUCAGCGUGGGACACAUCUAGCUGUUGGAACUAGCAAUGGGAAAGUACAGAUAUGGGAUGCGUCUCGCUGUAAAAGAGUAAGAACCAUGGAGGGCCAUCGAUUACGUGUUGGGGCCUUGGCCUGGAGUUCAUCAGUGUUAUCUUCUGGUAGUCGGGAUAAGAGUAUUCUUCAACGAGAUGUACGUGCGCAGGAAGACUUUGUUAGCAAACUCUCUGGACACAAGUCAGAGGUCUGUGGAUUGAAGUGGUCGUAUGAUAACCAAGAGCUGGCAUCUGGUGGGAAUGAUAAUAGACUGUUUGUUUGGAAUCAACAUUCAACUCAACCUGUGCUAAAAUACUGUGAGCAUACUGCGGCUGUAAAAGCAAUUGCUUGGUCGCCCCAUCUUCAUGGACUUCUAGCAUCUGGGGGCGGGACUGCUGAUCGGUGUGUAAGGUUCUGGAAUACGACGACUAACUCCCAUCUCAGCUGCAUGGACACUGGCAGUCAGGUGUGCAAUCUUGUGUGUUCUAAGAAUGUCAAUGAACUGGUCAGCACACAUGGGUACUCUCAAAACCAAAUAAUAGUAUGGAGAUACCCCACCAUGUCAAAGUUGGCAACUCUUACAGGUCAUACAUACAGAGUUCUUUAUCUUGCCAUCUCGCCAGAUGGACAGACUAUUGUCACGGGAGCAGGUGACGAAACUCUACGGUUUUGGAAUGUGUUCCCUUCCCCUAAAUCUGAGAACACUGACAGUGAAAUUGGAGCAUCAUCUCUAGGGAGAACUACGAUCCGGUAAUUCAUGGAGACGGGUUUUCAUUUAAAAUAUCUUAAGGCUAUUUCAGUAGAAGGAGAAAAGAUUGUAAAUAUGUGACAAGCUUGGAAGAUUAUUCUGCAAAAUAGAGCCUUAUCAGAUUGGUUUUCUCGAACCAACCCCUAAUCGGCCAGGAAAUUUGCAGGGACCUGAAAGGCUGAACAUGCGAAUGGAUGUAAUGAUAUUUCUAGUAGUUGCUGGAAAUAAUUAAUUUUGUUUUUGGUCCUUUUAUAUCUUGAUUUAUAAAUUGUAUAGUGGGAGGUGUUUCUUUUGUAUUAUUAAAUGCUUCUUGCAUUUGUAUAUCAAUAGAAGAUGUUGAAGGAUUUUUUGUAGGGAAGAUGUUUUAGAUGUUCAACAUUUGGUAUAGCACGUUUUCAGAGUUUUUGUAAAUAAAAUCUUUGUGUGAAUUAUUAUUUUCUCCAUAA